Molecule: messenger RNA, 1856 nt
Organism: Lottia gigantea (owl limpet)
Lineage: Eukaryota; Metazoa; Mollusca; Gastropoda; Lottiidae
Exons: 6
Coding region: 70-1263 (397 amino acids)
Source: RefSeq, a predicted model, not a curated record
AGUAAACAAAUAAACGAUCUGAGGCAACGUUAGAUAUCACUUCAACGCGUUUUGCUCUCAGGGAAAGAAAUGACACUAACUGAGGCAUCGAGAACAAGUAGUGGGGAAACCUCUACUGAGCGUAGAUCAAGGUGGUUGUCACCAAGAGAGUGGUUUAGAUGGGUUCCCACAUCUCCAGAACUCUUAGAAAAGGUGGAAGAAAAGAUUUUAACUUGUUGUAAAAAUAUAUCAGAACAGAAAUUUGUGAGUGGUAAAGUAAAUAAGUUAUGGACCAUUGUUGUAAACAAAGAGAAAGAAAAAGAAAAGACACCAAUAGUGAUGGUACAUGGUUUUGGUGGAGGUGUUGGAUUGUGGAUACAUAAUUUAGACAGUUUAUCUGAAAAACGAACAGUUUACGCUUUUGAUCUGCUAGGUUUCGGACGAAGUUCACGUCCAGUUUUUAGUCAUGAUCCUGAACUAGCAGAGAAUGAAUUUAUUGAUGCAAUUGAGGAGUGGAGAAAAUCAUUAAAUUUAGAAAAAUUUAUUUUAAUUGGACAUAGUUUAGGUGCCUUCUUAGCCAGUUCUUAUACAAUAAAAUACCCAAAGAGUGUUCAACAUCUGAUAUUGGCUGAUGCUUGGGGAUUCCCAGAGAAAGCUCCUGCAAGUCAACAACAAGGGCGUUUACCCAGCUGGAUACGUUUAUUAGUAAAAGUUUUGACACCAUUUAAUCCACUAGCUGGUUUGAGAGCUGCUGGACCAUGGGGGCCAGGUCUUGUAAAAAGAUUUAGACCAGAUUUACAAGACACAUUUUCAGAGGUUUUUGAUGAUGAUACAAUAUUCACUUACAUCUACCAUUGUAAUGCCCAGACACCAAGUGGUGAAUGUGCCUUUAAAAACAUGACAAUUCCAUUUGGUUGGGCAAAAUACCCCAUGAUAAACAGAAUAUCAGAAUUACCCAGUCAUUUACCUAUGACCAUGAUCUAUGGUUCAAGGUCAUGGAUAGACAGAAGUAUAGGUCAUAGAGUUAAAUAUAUCCGCAAUGACAGCUUUGUUGAUGUUCAGAUAGUAGUAGGAGCUGGUCAUCAUGUGUAUGCUGAUAAACCUGAAAUAUUUAAUAAUAUAGUUAAUAGAAUAUGUGAUAAAAUUGACAGUGAGGCAGAAGAUAAACUUAGACAAAAUUCCAGUGUGGCAGAAAAUCUUAGUUCAGCACAAAAUGAUAGUACAGAGGAAAAUGAUAAUCAAGCACAAGACACUGAGGAUAAAGACUACAUGGCACAGCUGUAAAAUUUUAAAGGAAAUGUAAAGAGGUUUUCUUAACUUUUAAAUGUAUCAGGGAUACUGAUAGCAUCGAUUUACACCAUUCCAAUUUCCUGUCAGACUUCUGUGGUUCUUGCCAUUCCAUUAUAACUAAGCGUUUUAUGCUGUACAUAUCCCAAAGACUCUGAUAUAUUCAGCGGCGAUAAUGAAGUCAUAUGUGGUUAAGCAUUUCUAUGAUUACAGGAACCACAAACAUCUGAUGGCAAAACAGAAUGAUGCAAAUAGAUGGCUGCGAUGUACAUAGCUAGAAAACUUCUUAACACCCAUUCCUUUUUAUCUUUUUAUUUAUUGCUCAUGAAAUGCAAGAUUUUAAAACGUCAUUUUUAUUCCUGUGUUAUUUAGGAGUAGCCAAUAGGGUAAAUUAUUUUAUAUUUUCAUAUAGUUCUAUCAAACAUAGUUAAAGAAAAUUUGAUUUUAAAAUUUGGAUAUGAGUGGUUUUUUUUUUUGAAAGUGAAAACUUAUUUGAACAAUAUUUCUGAGUUCCAACCCUUUUUGAAUCUGUUUGUUAAGAAUUUAUUUUCAUUCUGAAUUUAUAGGAAUAGAAUUUAAGAAUUUUGUAC